Molecule: messenger RNA, 534 nt
Organism: Vigna umbellata (rice bean)
Lineage: Eukaryota; Viridiplantae; Streptophyta; Magnoliopsida; Fabales; Fabaceae
Source: RefSeq, a predicted model, not a curated record
AUGCUCUUUCUCCUCCUCCUUCUCCUUCUCCUUCUCCUUCUUCUGCUCUUGCUCUUGCUCUUGCUCCUGCUCUUGCUCUUGCCCUCGCUCUUCUCCUGCUCUUGCUUCUGCACUUGCUCCCGCUUAUGCUCCUGCUCCUUCUUCUGCUCUUGCUCCUACUCUUCUCCUUCUUCUUCUCCUGCUCCUUCUCCUGCUUCUGCUCGCACUCCUUCUCCUUCUCCUUCUCCUUCUCUUGCUCUUGUGCCUGCUCCUUUUCCUUCUCCUUCUCCUUUUCCUUCUCCUUCUCCUUUUCCUGCUCUUGCUGCUCCUGCUCCUACUCCUACUCCUGCUGCUUUUGCUCCGGCUCCUUCUCGUUCUCGUUCUCUUGCUCCUUCUCCUUCUCCUAUUCUUUUUUCUACUCCUUUUUAUACUUCUGCUCCUGUUCCUUCUCCUUCUCCUUCUCCUUCUCCUGCUCCUGCUCUUACUAUUGCUCUUGCUCUCUCCUGCUCCUUCUCCUUCUCCUUCUCCUUCUCCUUCUCUUGCUCCUACUCUUGA